Dioscorea cayenensis subsp. rotundata (Guinea yam) is the source of this 1683-nucleotide messenger RNA. Its product is annotated as zeaxanthin 7,8(7',8')-cleavage dioxygenase, chromoplastic-like. Lineage: Eukaryota; Viridiplantae; Streptophyta; Magnoliopsida; Dioscoreales; Dioscoreaceae. The transcript has a single exon. The record is from RefSeq and is a predicted model, not a curated record. Gene Ontology annotation, cellular component: chloroplast stroma. Gene Ontology annotation, molecular function: carotenoid dioxygenase activity. Gene Ontology annotation, biological process: carotene catabolic process. The coding region runs from base 1 to 1683 and encodes 560 amino acids.
AUGGCACGCUUGUUGUCCUGCUUCUCCCGUCUUGCAUCUCCUCCUCCUCCUCCUCCUCCUCCCAAACAAUCUCCUCCACCUUCAUCCAUUUCCACCACCACCUUCCCUAAACCUCCACUACUCCUGUCCUUGUCCACCUCCUUAUGCAACACUUUAGACUCCCUAAUAACUACCUUCUUAGACCCACCUCAUCUUCACCCUCACUUAAACCCUAAUCUCGUCCUCUCCAACAACUUCUCUCCUCUCCCUCCUCUUCCUCCCACUCCUUGUCCACCUCCUCUUCAACCUCUUCCCUCCUCCCUCUCCGGCGGCGUCUACAUCCGCAACGGCCCUAACCUUUUUCUCCCUCCUUCCGGCCCUCACCACCUCAUCGAUGGUGACGGCAUGCUUCACUCUCUUCUCCUCCCUUCCUCCUCCUCUUCUUCCCCUCCUCUCUUCUCCUCCCGCUUCAUCCUCACCAACAAACACCUUCUCGAACUCCGCUCUAACUCCCCUCUCUUCCCUUCUUCCCUCCUCUCCUUCCACGGCCUCCCCGGCCUCCUCCGCUUCGCCGUCCACCUCCUCCGCAUACUUACCUGCCAGUACAACCCUUUACUCGGCUUCGGCGUUGCCAACACCAGCCUCCUCUUCUUCUCCAACCGCGCCUUCGCUCUCUUCGAGUCCGACCUCCCUUACUCCUUCUUCAUCUCCCCCGACACCGGUGACACCACUACCAUCUCUCGCCAUGACUUCAAUGGCCAGCUUCACACCUCCAUGACUGCGCAUCCUAAGCUUGACCCUAUCUCCGGCGACCUUCUCGCUUUUCGCUACUCUCUCACACCACCUUUUCUCACCUUCUUCAGAUUCGACAACCUCGGCCAGAAGCUCUCCGAAGUCCAUAUCCAUUCUCUUCGUCAUCCCACCGUCAUCCACGACUUCGCCAUUACUCAACGCUUCGCCAUCUUCUCUGACGUCCAGCUUGUCAUGAAACUCCCCCUAACCUCCCCAGCCGUUCAGUUUGACCCUAAGAAAACACCUCGUUUAGGCUUACUCCCUCUAGACGCCAUUGAUGACUCGGAGAUGCUUUGGUUUGACGUGGCGGGGUUCAACAUGAUGCACUCGGUCAAUGCAUGGGAUGAAGAAGACGGCGCCGUUGUAGUUCUAGUGGGGCUUAACAUUGUUGGAGAUUCAAUGAAGUAUGUUGUAGAGAGAAUGGAGCUGCUGAGGAGCAGACUGGAGAUGGUGAGGAUAUACGUCAACUCCGGGAAAGUGACGAGGACUGUGAUCUCGCCGGAGAAUCUAGAGUUUGGUUCUGUGAACCAAGAGUACGUGGGCAGGAGGAACAGGUAUGUGUACGCCGGCGUGGCUGCUCCCCACCCGAAGAUCUCCGGCGUGGUGAAGGUGGACUUGGAGGGAGGGGGAGUGGUUGGAAGGAGGGAGUUUGGGCUUGAGUGUUACGCUGGAGAGCCAUGCUUUGUUCCUGCGAAGAAGGGAGAGGGUGGAGGUGAAGAGGAUGAUGGGUACUUGGUUACGUACGUGCAUGAUGAGAGGAAGGAGGAGUCGAGGUUUGUGGUGAUGGAUGCGAGCUCGCCGGAGUUGGAGGUGGUGACGGAGGUGGCGCUGCCACGGCGAGUGCCGUAUGGGUUUCAUGGUAUCUUCAUCACUGAAGCUCAACUCCGUUCACAGCGCCCGGUGAUGGUGUGA